Messenger RNA from Hydractinia symbiolongicarpus, 1376 nucleotides. RefSeq lists its product as uncharacterized. The transcript has a single exon. NCBI's taxonomy places the organism in Eukaryota, Metazoa, Cnidaria, Hydrozoa, Anthoathecata, Hydractiniidae. The record is from RefSeq and is a predicted model, not a curated record. The coding region runs from base 1 to 975 and encodes 324 amino acids.
AUGACAUUCAAAAUAUCUCCGGAACCAAACUUUGAGAAUGUCGAGGAUGUACUAGGACUAUCAUGGCCGCUGCACUACAUAUUUUUUGGUAUAUUCUUUGCAAUAUUGUUUUUCUAUACACUAAUUAACAUUGUCAAUCUGUUGAGAUCAGAAAAGUUUCAACGUCAAAAGAUUUUUCUUACCAUCAAUGCAAUGUUAUGUUUUCUUUGCUUUGUCAUGGCUUCCAGCUUAUUCCUUGAUCCAUAUGAGUCUGGUGAAUACAUUAAAGAUAUCGAUUUUCGAAAUGUCUUGGCCAUCUUGGCUGGUUUACGAGAACCGUGUAUCGCUGCUUCGUUUUCCUUGAUCCAAAUAUCAUUACUAGAAGCUACGAAGUUGCAGUUGUAUUCAAGAAGAUUACAGAGUUAUAUAUUUAUAUCCAUUGUGAUUGGCUUUCAUUUUUUCUUAGUAUUUACAACUAAUUUUAUUUUGAUCGUGUUUGCUGAUACAACCAUUUUUAUCUUAGUCUGUCAGAUCUACUUUCUUUUGACUGGAUUUACAAUGACUGUUACGAGUUUAUAUUCUGGCAUCAAAAUUAUCUCUCAGUAUAGUACAAGUAAAAGUACAUUGCAACUACAUAUCGAUAUUGACAUGGAGUCUUCAGUUCACUACGAUCUAUCUACAUCGGAAAUCUCCUGCCCAUAUAUCAUCAACAAACCGACUAAGCGUCACUCAAAAUCAAGUGAUAUCAGAAAAGUGAUUUUUCAAGAUAAAUCAAUGCGAAGAGUUGCGGGGUUCACAAUUUCCACCGCCACUUUUAGUCUUGGGAUAUUUGCGGGUAUUUUGUAUUCGUUUAGCUUGACAACUACAAAAACACCGGACCCUAUGAAAUGGUUUAUUUUACAGAACAUACUGCGAACAGCAGAAGGAGGAAUGGCUGCUACCAUGGCGUAUAUUGUUCGAAGAAACGUGUCACGCAACUGGUGGUGCAAAUGUUAGUUCUAAUCUUAGGAUAAGAUUUACUUCUUCUUUACUUUAUAGACGAUGUUAAAGAAGGAUUAAAAAAAGCGCCGUGACUCAUUUCCUUAUUCUUAUUGCAUGUUUUUUUAAACAUUUUAUUGCGAAAAAUAAAUUGAUUUAGCACUGAAUUUUUUGUUUUAAUAUUCAAAAUAAAGCAUGUAAAGAGAGAAAGAGAGAUCCAUGGGCAGCAUUCAAAAUGACACUUUUUUAAAAAAUUGUUGGAUUGCAUACAAAACAUGUUUUUCAAGAUCGUUUGUAAGGACUUGUUUAUUUACUUUGCGCUCUAAAUAACUCAUUUGACUGUUUAAAUUUAUUUGCUUAGUGCUAGAAAUAAAAAGGUCAAAAUACGGUCAAACUUUUCUUUUGGAACUAACAAGACA